AUGAUGGAAAAAAAAAUAAAUGAAAGUAUAUGCUCAUCUGUUGGGAGUAGCAUAUUAUAUGAUAUGUUAUCAUGUGGGAAUGAAAAAAGUAAAAAGACAUUAAAUGAGAUAAACGAAUUAAAAGAAAAAAAUAAAAAAAUUAUGAAAAAUGAGAUAAAAGAAUAUGAAAUAGUUCAUCAUUUAAUAAAUGAAAGAAUAGAAACAAUGCCAAAUAUAUUAUAUAAUUUUAAUGAUUCUAUAAAAAACAUUUUAAAUUUUAGUCAGAAUAAAUCAUCACUUUCUAAUAUAUAUGAUAAUGAAAGUUGUAAAAAUAUAAAACACAAAAAUGAUUUCCUAGAAUGUUCUGAAUCAGAUAGAGCGUUAUUUCAUCUAAAUUAUAAUAAUAUUGAAAUGCAUGAUUUGAAUUCAAAAAAUAAUUCUAAAAAAUUAAUAAUAAAUAGUAGCUGUUUAUUAAGUGAUGAUAAUGAAUAUUGGGAAAGUAAAACUACCAGUUUGUUUACUGAAUCAGAAAUGAAACAAAAUAAAUACAAUGAUAUUGCUGAAAAAAUGAAGAAUAUAGGUUUUGAUAAUAUGUGCAACAUAAACAGUUCUAUUAUAAAUAUAUCAGAAUUAAACAAUAAAAUUGAAAAAGAUAAAUUAUCAUUUUCAUUUUAUAAUAAAUAUAAUAUAAAACCUGAGGCAUCAAAUAUAAGUUUCGAAAAUUUAAUUUCUUUAUCAAAAAAUGAUAGAAAUAGAUUACAGAAAUUUGAUAAAUUGAAGGAAAUAAAAAGCGAUAAUAUAAAGAAGGAUAUAAUAGAAAAAGAAAAAAUAAAUUUAUUAAAUUUGAAAAAACAAAAUGAGAAAUAUAUCAAUGAAAUAAUUAGUGAUAUAAAUAAUAUAAAUCAAUCUAGGUGUUCACUUUUUGAAAAUAUAAAUAAUGAUAAAAUUUCUAGUAAAAAAAAUAUACAAAAUUUAUUAUUAAAUGAUGUGAAAAAAGAUAAAAAUAAUUUGAAUAAAUAUAAUGAACAAAACAAAUUAUCUUUUUGUAGCGAACAUAAGCAUAAUAUAAUAGGACAUGAUAUAAGAAUAUAUUCACAGUAUUUUAGUAAAUGUAAAAGUGAACAAAAUGAAAAAGAUGAAAAAAGUAGACAAAAAAUAUCAAGAACGGUCAAUAUACCUAUUAAUGUAAUGAAACAGGGUAAAGAAACUGUAGUAGAAUUUAAUUUUAAUAACAUAUCAAAUAAUAAUUUAGAAAAUAUAAAUUAUACAAUAGUAGACAGAUGUUCGUAUAUCACACAAAAAUUGAACAAUCCCAAAAAGAUUGUUUUAAAGUUUUCAAAAUUAUACAUUGGAAAUGAUGAAAAUAACAUGGAAAACUUACAUGUUCUGAGUCAAAAAAUAAAAAAUUAUGAAAAAAUUUAUGCAUGUUUUUGCAUUCCAAUUGGAUAUGAAAAUGUGAGAAUUAGUAAAAAAGGAAAACGGUGUUUUAGUUUAACUUCUGACAUAUUCAAAGAAAAAUGUGAAAGUUGUGAAAAUGGAAAAAGACAAAUGGGGAAAAUGAAUCAAUCAAAUUGUGAACAAAUUAAAUAUAGACAUUUAACCGAAAUUGAUAAAAGUAAAAAAAAUAUAAAAAAAGGAAAUCGAAUUUAUCAUAGUUUUUAUGUUGAAAGUAAAAAGAUAAAUAAAGAUUGUAUAGAUUUUUUUUAUGAAAUAUAUUUUAGUGUUAAUAAAGAAAUUUUGAAAAAUAUCGAAUAUGGUUCCAUUUUGGUAUGUGGGGAAAAUAUUAGUAAUAUAAAAAAUAGCAAUAUAUAUGAAUCUAUAUUAAAUGAAAAAAAUAAAAAUGUAGAUUUAUUUGAAUAUCCUUUUUCUUUACCAAAUAACUGUGAAAUUCUAGGUUUUUCUAAAAUACCAGUGGCACAUAUUUCGAACGCAAAAAUUCGAAUUAAAGAAAUGAGCAUGAAUAAUUCAGAUUUAGAAAAUAUUUAUAAAAAAUGUGUUUUUUUAUUUUACACAUAUUUAAACAUGUUUGAAAUAAAAAAUAAUAUACAAAAUUGUUUAACCAAUUGUAUUUUUGAGAAAACUGAAAAUAAAGAUGCAUGCGUCGAAGAUACAAAUAAAGAAUGUUUUAAAUCAGAUAAUGAUAAAAAUGUAAAUUAUAAUAAAUUAAAUAUUUCAAACAUAAAUAAUAAUUAUGAGAAAAAGGAUAAACAAUCAGGAAAUUGUAACAACAUUUUAUCAGAUUCAAUAACAGAAAAGGUGAAAAAAACAGAUAUUCAUACAAAUGUGAUUUUGCAAAAAUAUGAAAUAAAAGAAAAGGAAAAUGAUAGAAUAAUUGCAAAAGAUGAAAUAAAUAUGGAAAUCUUAAAUAAUAUAGAAAAUGAAAUAGUUAAUAAAGAUAAUCUAAAGGAAAAUAUUAAUAAUAAUAAAAAAGAAGAUGAAGAAAUAUUAUAUAUAUAUAUCGAUAAAAUUGUAAAUUUGUCUAAUUUCUCAUUUGGUAAUCUUUCUAUUUGUAUUCGUUUAUAUAAAGAUGAAAAAUAUUUUUAUAAAAAUUUUAGUAUAGAUACUGAAAAAAAAAUGUGUAUAUUAUUAUUUUCAAAAAGAAAACUUAUAAAUAUUUCUGAGAUUAUUUUUGAAAUAUGGAAUAAUUUAUCAAAGAAAGAAAAAAACAUAUUAGAACCCGAGGAAAUAGGAGAGUGUUUAGGAAUCAUAAAAACAGAUGUUAAAGAUUUAAAGAAUAAUAAAAAUAUAACAUAUAUCGAAAAAAAUCUUGAUCUUAGUUACAUAUUUUAUAAUGAUAAUAUAAAUUUUAUGUUUAGAAUAAUGAUAGUUAAGGAAUUAAAAAAUAUGUAUGAAAAUGUUAUGAAUUUUUGUAUAAAUUAUUUUGAAAAUAAUUAUACAAAUGUAGAUAAUGAUAAAACGAAUUGUUUAACUCCGUUAAAACUCAAAGAUUAUUCAUUUUGUUUGAAUAAACAUUCAGAAAAUUUGAAAAAAACAAAUGAUGUAAAUAAUUUUGAUAUUUAUGAAAUAAACAGAGAAAUUCUUAGAAGGGAUAUACAUGGAAAUGAAAUAAUUGAUAGUAUUUUAAAAAAAAAUAAAACUUUUGAAAAUAAUUCAAAAUUAGAAAAUAAAAAAAAAGAGAGUGAAUCUAUUUAUCCUUUGAAAAAUAAUGAAAAAAUAGAUGAUAAUAAAGAUAUAGAUUAUUUUUCUAAUUUAAAAAAUGAUGAAAAAAAUUUAAACAAUGAUAAAAUGGUAAUUGAUAAUGAUGAAAAUGGAAAAAAUAUAUAUAUAAAUAAAAUAUGUCUUAAAAAUGAACUUUUUCUUUUUGGAAUGAACGAAAAAAUUGUUAAUAUGAUAAUCGACGAUAUAGAAAAUAAUAAUUAUUUUAUUAAUGAAAAUAAUUCAAAAUAUAUUUUAAAAAAUAAUUUUGAAGAAUAUAUAUAUAAAAUACAUAAUAAAUGGGAAAAGCUAUCAAAUAAAUUAUUUUUAAAAAAUAAUAAAAAUAUGAUGUUAAAUGAUGUGUGUGAAUAUUUAGACAGUUUAUAUAUUGAUGAUGAUAAUUAUUUGUCUAAAAAAGAUUUUUUUUUAUUUUUUCAACAAGUUGGUAUAAUUUUUGUAGACACAUUAAUAUUUGAUGAAUUGUGUUUAUUAUUUUUUGAUAAAAAAAAAGGGAAAAUCGAAUUUUCUCUUUUUUCUUUAUUAAUUAUAAAAAAGGGAAUAAUUGAAACAAAAAAUUUAUUAUAUGGUUAUAAUAUAUUAGUUAGAUUUUUUGAUUUUUUAAAAGUUAAUAAUAUAACUAUAGAAUAUUUAGAAAAUGAAAUAUUUAAAAUAAUGUUACAAAAUAAUUAUUAUUCUGAGCGAAUAAGAAAAUAUAUGUCAACAAUAAUUAUGACAAUACCACCUAAUAUUCAAAAUAAAAGACCAAACGAAAAAUUAUCAAUAUUUUUAAAAGAUAAAGAUAAUAUAUGUUCAUGUACAUCUUUACUUUUUUUACAUUCUAUACAAUUUAUUUUAAAUAAAUAUAAUAAUCAAAAUUUUUCAUCGUUUGAAUUAUUUUUUCUUGUUAAAUAUAUUAUGCAUAGUCAAUAUAAAUAUAUAUUACCGGAUAUGCAUGUAUUUAUAAAUGAAAUAAAAGGUAUUGAAAAAGUAAAUAUAACAUUUUUCCUUUGUCUAUAUUAUAUAUAUACAUAUCAAAGUAGAGAUGUAGAACCUGAAUCUAUAAGCGAGUUUGACAAAUGUGGUCAUAAUAAUUAUCAUAAUGGAAAUGAUAAUUGUAUAUCUGAUUCAGAAAUAAAGAAACAGUUUGAUUUUUGGAAAGAAGAACAAGUUUUAUUUACUGACAAGGACAAUACUCUAAAUGUUUCUUAUGGAAAUGAAAAUGAAAAUGAAAAUAAUCAUAUAAAUAACCAUAUAAACAAUUUAGGAAAUGAUAAAGCAGAAAAUAUAAGCGAUAAUCCAGUUUUGACUUUAUCUAUGUUAGAAAGUAAACAAAACGAUUAUAAAAUAAUUGGAGAAUAUUCUUCUAUUAUAAAUAACAAUGAUUUAUAUUGCAAACUGAUUGAUAAUUCAUCAAAAAACGAGUUGAAAAAUAAAAAAGAAAAAGAUUCUGAACAGAUGUACAGAAUACAUAACAUUGGAUUUGUAAACCCUGAACUAGAAUUCUCACAAAAUAAAAGCAAUAAUAAUGAAUACAAACAUAAUAAUCUAAAAUAUAAAAACGAUUAUGAAACUAAAGAUAUAGAUUUAACUCAAAAAUGGAAAGAUGAUGAUGAAGAAUCAAAUAUAAUGCAAGUUUAUAAAGGGGAAUUUGUUAGAAAUACAAAAAAUAAAAUUUCCAAAAAAAAAAUUGAAAAAAUAUAUGAAAAAAUAACCAAUAGAAAAGAUAUAAAAAAUGGAAUAACAAAUUGUUUGAUAAUUUUAUAUAGUAGAAUAGUCAGUGAAAUUGUUAAUGUUGAAUAUGUGGCAAAAUGUUUGCAAAAUUAUUAUGAACAAAGCAAUAGGGAUGAAAUAAAAAAAAAAUUUGGCAUACUAUUUAUGUUGGAUCAGCUUGGAAUAUAUACUUCAAUAGACAUUGGAAUAAAUUUAUUAAGAUGGUAUGAAAAAGAAAUUAAUAUAUUUGAAAAUAAAAACAUUUUUAAUUAUAAUAACAGAUUAAAAAAAAUAAAUAAAUCAAUUUCAAUAAAAAAUUAUAAUAUAAACAAACAUAUAAGCAUUAUAAAUAAAAUUAUAACUAAAUAUUGUGAAAAUCAAAAUAUAGUAGGAAAUAUAUUUUCAGGAUCAGUAUUAGAAAGUUUUUUUAAAAUUUUAAAAGAAAGAAAUCUAAAUAUCCAAAUUUUUUCAAAAAAUCCUAUUUUUUCAUAUACAGAUUUUUAUAAACAAAUAAAAAAGUUAAAUUUGGAUUUUUCCAAAAAUUAUAUACCUCUAUUAUUUUGCAAUUUAUUAUCCUAUGAUUUGUCUACAUUUUAUAGUAUAAAUAAUAAACUUAUAUUUUUUGAUUCUAUACAACAUAAUUGGAAUAGUUGGAAUAAAAUUCAUUUUGAAUUUUGUUAUGUUAUUGAUAAUAAUUUAUUUGAUAAAUUGGAUUGUGAUAAAAAAAAUAAUUUUGAUGGAAUUCUUCAAAAUGUGAAACACAAACGAAAAGAAUUAAAUAUGCAUUAUAAAGAAGAAGAAAAAUGUGAACAAAUAAAAGAUAUUUCACAUUAUGAUGUUAAUAAAAUUUCUAAUAAUAAUCAGAGCCCAAUAAAAGAUUGUUCUAUUUCUUUUUAUAAAAAUAAAAACAAACGAUCUAUAAGUGUUGUAAAAAAAUUUAUAAAAUAUGAUUAUUUUUUCCUUCCUUUAUAUAGUAUUUUCUUUUAUUUUUCUAAUAAUGAAUAUUUGUUUGGAGAAGAAUUAAUAAAAAUUUUUUUUUUGAAAAUUUUUCAAUUUGAGGUUAGGUACAUAAAUAUAAAUGAAUACAGAAAUAAAUAUUACACAUUUUAUGAUUUUCUUGAACUCUUAAAAGAAAAAAAUUUAUUAUCUAAUUAUCAUCAAAAUGACGAUAUUUUUUUUAGAAAAGAUUUUUUAAAACUUAUUAUUUUAGUGAAUCGUAUGUGCUUAAACAAAAAGAAAAAAUUUUCAAUAAAAAAUGUUAAGACAGAUUGUGAAUCAAAAGAAAAUGAUAUAAAUUUUGACGAAAUAAUACAAAAAAAUAUAAAUACAUUUUCUUCAAAUUUUAAAAAAAGUUUAAAUGCGAUAAAAAAAAAUAUAUAUAAAUUAAAAGCAGAUUUUCCUGAUGAUUCUACAUCUCUAUUUGAUGUAUACAAUGAAAUAUUUUAUACAUGCCGAGCAAUUAAAAUAAAUACAAAUUAUAAAAAUGAAGAUAGUGAUUCUAGUAUUAUUUUAACGAAUAAUAAAGAAGAUAUAUUAGAAAAUAGAAAUAAAUUACUGUUAAGUUAUUUUAUAAAAAGUAAAUACAUAAUUAAAUAUAUUAGGGAAUAUUUUUAUUUAUUUGUUUUGUGUGAUAAAAUAAUGAGUCAUAAUAAAACAAAAAAUAAUAAUGUGCAUACAAAAGUGGAAAAUAAAAAUUUAAUCAAACUUUCUUUUAACAAUUCUGACUUUAUAAUUUAUCAAAAAAAGUUGAAAUUUUGUCAGUUAGAAAAAAUGAAAACCAAAAUGUAUCCAAAAACAAUGAAACAAAUAAAUAAAUUGUAUAAUAAAAAAAUGGAGGGUUAUAAAAAUUAUGAGAACCAUUAUAGCAAUAUAAAAAUAAUCGACUUUCCAUUUUUAUAUGAAGAAGUUUUUAUAUGUCAUAAAGAAAAACAAUUUGAAAAAGAAGAAUAUGCAUAUAUGGUAUAUCCAUAUAUAUUACUAUUUUGUGAUUUUUUAAAAAGAAUUAUAAGUAUAUAUAAAAAAAAAAAUGUGUAUUCAAAUUAUAUACGUAAGUUAUUCCAUUUUAAUAAUUACGAAAAGCCAAAUAAAAAAUUUUAUUUUAUGCAUAAUGUCGAAAAUAUUAUGACCAGAUCAGGUAGUUUCGAUUUAAAAGAAUGGAAUAAAAUUUAUACUAUAUUUGAAAUGUUAGACAUAAAAAUUGAUGAUUUUUUUUUAAAUUUAUGCAAUAUAUUAGAACAAAACAAUUAUAUAAUCACACUUUUCAAUGAUAUAAUUAUAUUUAACUAUUCUGAAAGUACAUUAUUUGAUAUCGUAUCUUUUUGCACUAAUAAUAAAUCACAUCAUGUAAUAAAUUUGCAUGAAUGUGAUAAUGAGCUAGCCAUUGAGUUUGAAAAGAAUGAAAACAAAAUUCCGUUAAAAGAUCAAAAAAAAAAAAAAAUGGAUAUAUUUAUUAAAAAUACAAUGUAUUAUAUGUCUUUUAACAAAUUAAUAUUAAAUGAUUUAGAUGAAAAUGACCAAGAACAUAUGCAUAGACAUAUUAUCAAGAAUAAAAGUUAUGUAAAUUAUAUGGCGCACAUGUAUAUAAGAAUGCUGUUUAAUGAAUGCAUAUCAUCUGGGUUAAAUAUAAAUAAAUUAUUUCAAAAUAUAAAAACACGAAAUUCUUUUAUAAAUAUUUUAUCCAAACAUUUUAAUCGUAUAUUUUCAAAAUUUGAUAUAGAUAUAUUUACAAAAAAAUAUUCAUAUGUUUUUGAUAUGACUUCUAUCCAUUUAAGUUUGUAUAAUAACUUUAUUUUUUACAAAGAUUUCUUAAAAGACAUGUACAAGCAAGGUGAUUAUUACACUAGCUAUUUGAAAAAUAAAUUAUUAAAUUUUUUUCUAAAAAAUAAACAUAUAUUUUCUUUGAAAAGAUAUAAAGGAGUAGAAAUCAGAGAAGAAAAUGAGAUUUCUAACAAUGAUAAUAUUAUUAAAAUAAGGAAACAAGAAGCAGAUUAUUUAAUACCCAGUAUUGAUUUAAAAAAUAUAUUAGCAUGUCAUGGUGUAUUUUUAUCUUGGGCAGAAUUAUACGAUUUUUUUCAUCCUUUAAAUAAAUAUUGUGUUAUUCACGAAAAUGAAGAAAAGAAGAAAAAUAUAUUAAAUACAGAAAAUUAUAAAGAUAGUAUAGACAAUUUAAGAAAUGAUGAAAAUUUAAAUCCAUAUAUUUUAAAAGCGUAUAUAAAUUUUUCUAAUUUAUUAAUAAUUGCUGAAAAAAUAUGUAUACAAGAAAUAAAAAUAGAAAAUUAUUUUUCAUCAAAUUGUAAUAACCAAUUAAUAGACAUAUAUAGUGAUAAUGAAGAAGCAUUAUUAUAUGAUCAAAGUAUUUAUAUUGUAGAUAAAAAAAGGAAAAGUUUAGAAAAAAUAAAAGACAAUAUUUUCCAAGGCAAUGUGUUGGAUAAAGAUGGAUAUGUAAAUAUAAAAAACAAGGAGGAAAAAGGUCUAAAUAUUUCAAAUGAUGAAUUAAAUAUAAAAAAGGAAAAUAAAAAAAGGAAAAGCAUAGAAAUAAAAUAUGAUAAAAAAAAUGAAAUUCGGAAUAAAAUGGUAAUGUAUAAAAAAGAAAGUGUUUUAAAAAUCAAAAGAAAAUUCACAAAUCUAGAAUAUAAUAUUGGAAACUCAGAAAAUAAUGGUUAUUAUUAUAAUAUUAGUUUUAAUGUAUUAACAUUAGAAAGGGUAUUAUAUUUAUUAUUUAUAAAAGUUAGUAAUUUAUUAAUAAAAAAAAACUUAAAAUAUGAGCAGAUAUAUUUUGGUAUAAAGAAUGUAAAAGAAAAAGAUAUAAAAAAAAAAGAAAUGAAAAAUGCAUGUUCAUUAUUAUUAAAUUUGAAUGGUGAAGAAUUGGAAAAUAUGAUCCCUGAUGAUUUUAUAUUAUGGGAACAGGAUUUCAAAAAAGGUGUAUUUAUAAAUAUUCAUAUAUUGAAAGAAGAAUAUGAUAAUUUAUUUCUAAAAUGUGAUAAAAAAAAAAAAAGCAAAAAAAAAAACAAAUUAGAAAUUCACGUUGAUGAAUUUAUUUCCUUUUUUGAAAAAAAAAGCAUUAAUGUUAAAUUUUCAAAUUAUAAUUUUUUUUAUAAUUUUUCUUAUGAGUGGAUAAAUUUUAUGAACAUUAAAAAUGAAUAUGUAAAAGGAAUAGAUUGUGAUGAAUUAAUAAUGAAGUUUUCAACAUUUGAAAAAACAGAUAAAAUUUUUGAAAAUUUUCAAAAAAAUAAAUCAAAUAUUUUGCUCACUAAGUUAGACAACCCUUCUAUCAUUAGCAAAUUUGAUAAAAUACAUUCAAAAGAAAAAAUAAUUGAAUUAUUUGAAAAAAAUAUAAAAGAAAUAAAAUGGAAAAAAAUAUUAAUUCCUGUGUUUGAAGCAAACACAUUUUAUGUUCAUACAUUUCGAAUAAUACUUCGGGAAUUUACAGGAAUUCGAAAAUUUGCAAAAAAUAUUGAAUUAGAAUAUAACAAUUUGAUAAAUAAUAAGAAUGGAGAAGAAUAUAAAGAAAAUAUGAAUAAUAGCAUAGAUAAUGAUAAUUUUAAAUUGUCUUAUUUAUGUUGUUUUGGAAUGAAUGAAAUAGUUAUUGAUAAUUUAUUUAAUAAAAAUAAUUAUGAAAAAAGAAAUAAUGUUUUUUUUCUGAACUAUUUAUUUGAGCAUAAAUUUUCAACAAUUAACGAAAUGGAUAUAAUAAAUUUGUUCGAAAAAAAUAAAAAUAUAUUAAAAUUAAAAUUAUUAUAUAAAAAUAAAAUUAUAUCUGAAGCAACUUUACAUAUAUUAGAAUUAUUUUCUGUAAUUAAAAAUAAAAAAAAAAAUGAAAAUAAAACUUUAUGCUUUAUAUCUAAUAAUAGAAAUAACAAAGACAUUUUAUUUCUAGAUUUAGAUAUAUAUUAUGAAAUAAAAAUAGAAUCUUCUUCAAAAUCUGUAAAAUUUGACACAUUUCAUGGAAAAAUUAACAAAAAAUAUAAAAAUGAUAUAAUUGCUAUUGAAAAUGAAAAUAAUAAUAUAAUAAAUCCUCGAUUUUUAACAUUAAAAAAAAGUGAAAAACAGAUAACAAAUCAAGAAAUAAAAUUAAGUACAUGCAUAUUGAAGAAAGAAAACGAUUUAGUAAAUAUAGAAAAGACAAUAAAAAAAAAUUCAGAUAAAAAUAAAAAAAAUGACAUUUUUAAUUAUAGUUGGGAAUAUGUGUUAAUGAAAAAUGGGAAAUGUGUGUCAUCUUUAAGAAAUGUGAAUUUGAAAAAUAAUAAAAAUGAGGAAAACUAUCAAAAUGAAAAUAAUGUAGACGAUUCAAUAAAAUUAAAGAAAUAUGAAAAUAAUUCGAAGCAUCCAAAUUUUGUAAAUAUAUCUAUUACAGAUCUUAUUAUACCAAUUAAUUUUAUAAAAUUUGUAAAAAAUAAAUUUUAUGAAAGUAAAGAAAAAGAAAAGGGAAAAAAUGAAGAUGUAUUUAUUUCUAUAUAUGUACAAAUAUAUAAAAAAAAUGAAAAUGAAGAAUAUAAACUUGUAUCUUUGUCGGCUCCAAGUAUUAUAAAUAAUUCUACAUGUUUGAAAAAUAAAAAAUUAAUAAAUUUAGAAAAUGAAAAUGAAAAUAAAAACAAAAAUAACAUAUUAGAUAAAACUAGUUGUUCUGAAAAAGAUUCUCAAAAGACAGAAAAAUGUUUACCGUUUAGUAAAGAAAUAAAGAGUAUCAAAAAAAAAGGAAAAAAAUUUAAAAUAAAUAUAAUGAAUGAAUAUUUAAAUAUAUGUAAUAUACAAAUUAAACAUAAUGAAAUAAUUGAAAUAUUUAAUUUAUAUAUUGAAGGUAAAAUUGUAAUCAGAGCUUUAAUUUCUUAUAAUUAUUAUUCUGAGGAUAUAAUAUUAGGUGAACAUUAUUUUAAAAUAAAAAAUAUAAUACAUGAAAAUAAAGAUAUUUAUUACUGUGCUGAACGUUUAUUUUAUCCAAUUUUUGAAUCGAAUUUUAUAUCUAAUUUGAAUGAAAAUGAUAAAGAAAUUAGUAUAUUACAUAAAAAUGUAAUAGACAAUGAUUUUAUCAAUAAUCAAGAUGUUUGCACUUGUAUAAAUCAAAAUAAAUGUAAGGAAAAUAAAGAUUUGAAAAUAUGUGAAUCAUGUUCAAAAAAUAUUAUGGGAUAUAUUUCAUAUCAAUAUGAAAUGAGAAAAGAUAAUACAUUUAAAGAAAGAAAAAAAAGAACGAAAUUGGCGAUUCCAAAUUUUGUGAAAAUGUAUUUUACAAAUGGAAAUGAUGAAAAUAAUUAUAUUGAUGAAAUACAUGAUGAUAUUUUUAUGAACACAAUUUACGAACGAAUGUUUAGAGAUGUAAUAAAAAAUGUAAAAUAUAAAAAAUUUGUGAAUUUAGAAAUAUUUAUAAAUUCUUUGGAAAAAUGUAGAUAUAGUAAUUAUAUAGAAUAUUUUAAACAAUAUUUUUCUAAUUUUAUUAAUUAUAAUAAUUCAUUAUAUUUUUCUUUAAAAAGUGUAUUACUAAUAUUAGCAAUUAAAGAGUUGUCUUGUAAUUUUUUUAAUUUUUUACAAUUUUUUUCUCACGAAAUAAAUAAAUAUGUUUUUAAUGUUAGCGAAAUUGGAAUAGUUCAAUCUGCUUAUUUUAUAAAUUGUGUUUUAAAAUCUCAAAAUCAAGUUACAAAAAUUAAGGAAUAUGAAAAUAAAAUAAGCAAAAAACAAGAAAAAAAUGAAAAUUUGUGUGCAAAUAAAUAUGAUAACAUAAUUGGAGAAUCGUUUUCUUCAGAUAUUUAUGUAAGUAGUGAUUUGAGUUCUUCUUCAUUUGUGGAAAUAAAUCAAGAAAAAAAAGAAUUAAAUGAAAAUAAUUUGACGAAAUAUAAAAAAGAAAUUGAAAUAAAAAAGAAAAAAGAAAAAAUUGGAUUAAAUGAAAAUAAUUGGUGUAUAAUACAUAAUUGGAAAAAAUGGCUAGUUCAAUAUGAAAAAAAAAAAAAAAAAUUUUUUUUUCUUUAUCUUUUUUUAAAUGAUAUUAUUUCAUUUUAUGAAGAAAACAAAAAUGAAAAAAAAAAAAAACAAAGACAUUUCUUUUCUUUGAUGUAUGACAAUUGUAUUAAUGUUAUUAAAAAAUCUCCUAUUUUCAAAAAAGAUGAUACAUCAAAGUUGGUUAGUCAAAAUAUAAUAAAUAAUAAAAAAGACGAUGUGAAAACAAAAAAUGAAAAUAUUCUAAACACAAGUGGGAAUAAUACUGUAAUGGAAGCACUGUUUAAUGAAAUAAAGAUAAAAGAUGAAAUGCAAACAAGAAAUAUAAGCAAAGAUGAUGUGAAUGUGAAGAAUAUAAAUAAGUUUCCUUACUUUGUUAACAUUCAAAAUGAAAAUAAAAUUGAAACAGAUAUAAAAAUGAAUGCGAAUAUUAAAGCCAGAAACGACAUGAAUAAAUUAUUUUGUGAAAAUAAAACAUCUUUAUAUAAAUAUAAUAAUAUAAAAAAUUAUGAUCGAAAUAAAUGGGAUGUUUUUAGAGAGCAGAUUAAUAACAAAAGUUUAGCGAAAUACGAAACAAAAUGUAAACUUGUGAAAAAUGUGAGUAAUUACAUUAAUAAUGAUGAUAAUGAGGUUGGUAAAAAUUUCGAUAUUUUAAAAUGUGCGAAUUCAGAUAGUAAGUAUAAAAUAUACCUAAAAAUAAAACGAAUUAAACAUUCAUUUCCUCUUAUAAAUAACAAAAAGAUAAAUAUAUUUUUAUCAUUCCAAAUCGUUUUAAAUAAUUACAAAUUGUUGAAAAAGAAUGGUGUGUUCCCAUAUUUCUUAAAUAAUGAAGAAAAUAAUUAUAUAAUAAAUAAAAUUCAAGAAAAAAGUUCUAUUUUUUUUUGUGACAAUUAUUUCGCUUUUAAAUGUUCUUCAAUAUUAUUAUUGCCAAGUAUUAAUGAACUCAGAUCUAUAUUUACAAAAAAUAAUGAUGAAGCUUAUCUUUAUGAUUUAAAAUUUUAUUUAAAAAAUUUUUCUAUACAAAUAUGUUUUUACAAAGCCGAUGAAAAUGCAUCUAAUAUUUUAAAUUCCGAUUUUUCUGAUAAUAACCAUUCAAUUCAAAACAAUAUUUAUAAUGCAAGCAAGUAUUUAAAAAAUAAACAAAACAAAAUAGACUUAAUUAAUAAUCAAAUAAAUCAGUUAGGAAAAUACAAGAAUGUUUUAGAAACUACAUAUGGGCAAGCUGCUUCAAAUAAGGAACUAUUAAUAGCCAAAUCUGUCAUUCCAUUAUCUAUUCUUUUAAAAAAAAAAAAAACAAAAGUUCAUGUUCCUUUAAUUUUUUCACCAUUUGUUACACCACAUGUUAAUAAAAAUGAAAUUGAAGUUAUAUUAAAAUAUGAAACAAGAAAUGAAAAAAAAUAUGAUGAAAAAGAAUAUUUAUGUUAUUUUAAUAGUACAGACAAUUAUUCAAGAAAAUAUCACAACUUAUCUAACUCGUUAAAUACAAUUCAAGAAAUGGAUAGCAAUCAUUUUUGUGAUAUUCCUUAUAUGCACAAACUUAAAAAAACAAAAGUCAACUUAACUAAAGAUAGAAAGUUUGCUAUUUCUAAAAAUUACAUAUAUGAUGAAGGUUCUAAUAUAUCACUUAUGUUUGUUCCAAAAGUUCCACCUCCAAUAUCUUAA
Molecule: messenger RNA, 13431 nt
Organism: Plasmodium berghei ANKA
Lineage: Eukaryota; Apicomplexa; Aconoidasida; Haemosporida; Plasmodiidae
Product: conserved Plasmodium protein, unknown function
Exons: 1
Coding region: 1-13431 (4476 amino acids)
Source: RefSeq, a predicted model, not a curated record